This is a messenger RNA of Eubalaena glacialis (North Atlantic right whale), 2147 nucleotides long. RefSeq names its product BAR/IMD domain containing adaptor protein 2 like 2 (gene BAIAP2L2). Gene Ontology annotation, molecular function: protein binding. Gene Ontology annotation, biological process: actin crosslink formation; positive regulation of actin filament polymerization; plasma membrane organization. The record is from RefSeq and is a predicted model, not a curated record. NCBI's taxonomy places the organism in Eukaryota, Metazoa, Chordata, Mammalia, Artiodactyla, Balaenidae. The coding region runs from base 129 to 1742 and encodes 537 amino acids. The transcript is spliced from 14 exons. Gene Ontology annotation, cellular component: cytosol; nucleoplasm.
CCGGAUCCCACUCUGCAGCCUCCUUCACAGCCCGCUGGGCAGUGGGCAUUGGAGGGUACCGACCCCCAGUGCUCCCAGCCCUGCUAGCGCCACCAGCCUUCUACUCAGUGCCCGGGUGCGCCCACUCCAUGGCCCCCGAGAUGGACCAGCUCUACAGGUCCACUAUGACCAUCUACAAGAGCAUCAUGGAGCAGUUCAACCCCGCCCUGGAGAACCUGGUGUACCUAGGGAACAACUACCUCCGGGCCUUCCAUGCUCUGUCUGAGGCGGCAGAAGUGUACUUCAACGCCAUCCAGAAGAUCGGGGAGCAGGCCCUGCAGAGUUCCACCUCGCAGAUUCUGGGUGAGAUCUUGGUGCAGAUGUCCGACACCCAGCGGCACUUGAACUCUGACCUGGAGGUGGUGGUGCAGACAUUCCAUGGAGACCUGUUGCAGCACAUGGAGAAGAACACCAAGCUGGACAUGCAGUUCAUCAAAGACAGCCGCCAGCACUACGAGAUGGAGUACCGCCACCGAGCCGCCAACCUGGAGAAGUGCAUGUCCCAGCUGUGGCGUAUGGAGCGCAAGAGAGACAAGAAUGCGCGGGAGAUGAAGGAGAGCGUGAACCGGCUGCACGCGCAGAUGCAGGCCUUUGUGUCUGAGAGUCAGCGGGCAGCUGAACUGGAAGAGAAGCGGCGCUACCGCUUCCUGGCUGAGAAGCACCUGCUGCUUUCCAACACCUUCCUGCAGUUUUUUGGCCGGGCCCGGGGGAUGCUCCAGAACCGCGUGCUGCUGUGGAAGGAGCAGUCGGAGGCCAGCCGCAAUCCGUCGCGUGCCCACUCCCCGGGCCUGCUGGGCCCCGUGCUGGGGCCGCCCUACCCCUCGGGCCGCCUGACGCCCACCCGCCUGGACAUGCCCCAGAGGCCUCUGGGAGAGUUCGGCUCCCCACGCAGCCGGCACGGCUCCGGCUCCCACGGCCCGGAGCCCACUGAGGCGAGAUCCGCGUCCCAGCUGGAGCCAGACCGCCGGUCCCUGCCCCGGACGCCGUCCGCCUCCUCGCUCUACAGCAGCAGCACCGAGCGCUCGCGCUCCAACUCUUUCGGCGAGCGCCCGGGCUGCAGGGGCGGCGGCGGCGCCCGGCGAGUUCGCGCCCUGGUCUCCCACUCGGAGGGCGCCAACCACACGCUGCUGCGUUUCUCGGCCGGAGACGUUGUGGAGGUGCUGGUGCCGGAGGCCCAGAACGGCUGGCUCUAUGGCAAGCUGGAGGGUUCAUCCACGAGCGGCUGGUUCCCCGAGGCCUAUGUGAAGCUUUUGGAGGAGCUGCCCAUGAAUCCCGUGAACCCCUUGAACCCCGUGACCUCCAUGAAUCCCACGAACCCCUUGAACCCAGUGACGUCCGUGAACCCCAUGAGCCCUAUGAAUGAGCUGCCUUCCAGGUCCUACCCACUCCGGGGCAGCCACAGCCUUAAUGACCUCCUGGACCGGCCAGGCAACUCCACAGCAUCCUCAGACUACUGGGAUGGCCAGUCCCGCUCCCGAACCCCAAGCCGGGUCCCGAGCCGCACCCCCAGCCCCGCACCUACACCCUUGCCUGGCAGCCGCCGAAGUAGCAUGGGCAGCAUGGGGGUGGCCAGUGACGUCAAGAAACUCAUGUCCUGGGAGCAGCAACCCCCAGAGCUCUUCCCUCGGGGAACAAACCCCUUUGCCACCGUAAAGCUGCGUCCCACCGUCACCGAUGACCGCUCAGCGCCCCUCAUCCGCUGAGGUGCCUUCCUCCACCAGGGGUCUGAGGUCGUCACCCCGACACCUGCCCAGGGGCUGCCCAGAGCUGGCGGCAGCAGAAGCAGCACCAGUGGAUCCAAGGAGCCGGGGCCCUGGUACCGGGGGCAGCUGCCCUUCCCCAGACCACCCCCAGCCUGAGCAGUUCCAAAGGCACUGGCCUGGGGUCCGGGCACUUCAAAGUAAAGCAGCCGGAAGUGGGGGACAGAACCGUUUCUUCCCCUCCAGGGGCCCCGGACUCUCCCCGGGGGCCUGCCUCAUGCCCCCCAGCCUCUUUCCCCCUUCUCCGUCCCAGUGGGGAGGAGCCCCUUGCACACCCCCUCCCCUGCCCCACACACCUCCCCUGUUUAACUUCUGUAAACGGUGAGAAAUAAAGCGAGUGAGACACGG